Sparassis crispa is the source of this 1572-nucleotide messenger RNA. Its product is annotated as Protein PNS1. The record is from RefSeq and is a predicted model, not a curated record. NCBI's taxonomy places the organism in Eukaryota, Fungi, Basidiomycota, Agaricomycetes, Polyporales, Sparassidaceae. The transcript has 18 exons. Gene Ontology annotation, biological process: transmembrane transport. Bases 1 to 1572 code for a protein of 523 amino acids. Gene Ontology annotation, molecular function: transmembrane transporter activity. Gene Ontology annotation, cellular component: plasma membrane.
AUGUCCUGGAACACGAACAAAACAUCGAAUAGCCCCGACCACAGGUACCAGCCAGUCUAUCAGCCAGGUCCCACUCCCAAUUACGCAGAGACUUCCUACGCGCCCCCGCCACAGCCUCCGUACGAUCAAACCUACGGUGGAGGCGGAUAUGGAGACCAGAAGUCGCCUUUCGAGGGCGACCGCUUUAAGCCAAGGCCGAGGAUCAAUGACCCCAUAUUCCUCAUAUUUUUCAUCCUCCAGUUCGCUGGGUUCACGGUUCUGUCUGCCAUCGUCAUCAAGCAGUGGAUAAAGAAUCGCGGCCUCGGCGGAGGCAUAGGCAGCGGAGACACCGGCAACGCCGUCACCCUCAACUACCAUACCGUUAUUCUGUUACUUCUCGUCACCGCUGCUGGGCUUGUGCUCGCGACCUUCUACCUCGCCCUCACCCGCUACUUCACCAGGAUGAUCAUGCACAUCACCCUCAUUCUCUCCAUCCUCCUCAAUAUCGGCAUAUGCAUCUACUACUGGAUCACAAAGUACUAUUCCGGCGCGAUUAUAUUCACGAUUAUCGCCGUACUAUCCAUCUUAUCGUACUUCGGCUUCCGCUCGCGCAUACCCAUGUCUGCGCUCCUGCUCCAAGUAGUCAUGGACGUCUCCAAGCACCACUGGAGCACGUACGUCGUGGCGUACGUCUCGCUCAUCUUGCAAGCCGCUCUAAGCGUAUGGUACACGUUUACUGUCAUCGGAACCUAUGCAAAGUGGACUCCUGGAAGCCCGUCAUGUAGCUCCUCCUGCUCGUCUAGCAAGGUCGCGGGCCUGAUCUUCUAUGAGACCUUUUCCUACCUCUGGACGUCGCAGGUCUUCGCCAACGUUGCGCUCGCCACACUCGCAGGCGGUCCCUACGGCGCGUGGUACUACUUCGGGCCCCGCGAGCAAGGCCUUAUGCCCAAGCACCCUGCGCUCUCUGCGUUCGGCCGCGCCUCGACGCUCUCGCUCGGGUCCAUCGCGUUCGGCUCGCUCAUUGUCACCCUCCUCGACCUGCUCCGCCUCAUCCUCAAUGCCGUGCGCAAUAACGCGAACUCGCAAGGACAUCCGGUGGAGGUCAUCCUGGCGCUCUGCGCGGAGUGCUUCAUUGGGUGCAUCGAGUGGGCGGUGCGGUACUUCAACAGAUAUGCGUACAUCGAGAUCGCGCUGUAUGGCAAGCCGUACAUCCAGGCCGCGAAGGAUACGUGGCGUCUCUUCAAGGAUCGCGGGAUCGACGCGCUGGUCAAUGACUCGCUCGUCGGGAUGACGCUGACCUGGGGCGCGUACGCGAUCGGCCUGCUGUGCUCGCUCUUCGGGUACCUCUACUUGCGUUAUACUCACCCGUCGUAUAACGCCGACGGGCAGUACACUGCACCCGUUAUGCUCUUCGCGUUUCUCAUCGGGCUGCAGUUGAUGCUGACAUUGGGUGCUGCGAUCGAGGCGGGCGUGUCGACGAUAUUUGUCGGGCUGGCCGAGGACCCACAGGUGCUUGCGAUGCGUGCACCGGAGCUGUUCGGGUUUAUUGCGGCGAAGUACCCGCAGGUCACCCAGGGCGUGCCGCGGGUGUGA